AUGGCAUCUACAGACCAGCCAACAGCAACAAAUAUCGUCCCGCUAGACUCCCCCCUGCGCACAGCGCCAAUCCACCCCCUCCUCCCAGACAUCCGAGUCCCAGGCCGAACCGCAGAUACAGAAUCCAACGAACCCUCCAAAGACCAGCCAGACAAUGAAAACGAGAAAUCACUACAAUCACACCACUACGACCCUUUAACCUGCAUCCCAUUCCCAUUCUCGAACACAUCCCAGAAUCAGCCACCAAGCACCGACGCAACCCAACAAGAGAAAGAAUUAGCAAGUCUCCGAGAAGAACAUCCCACCGCCGAAGCCGCCCUCAAAGCCCAAGAAGCCACAGCGCGCGAAGCAAAACGGCGGAUCGAAGAGACCGUCAAGAAGAGAGAGGAGGUGCAGCGCGCGAUGGAUAAGAAAGUCAAGGAGAGGGAUACGGAGAUGAAAGUACUCGAAAAGUAUCAGGAGGUUAAGGUGAAGGCGUCGGAUAUUCUGCCAUCAUGA
Aspergillus chevalieri is the source of this 498-nucleotide messenger RNA. RefSeq lists its product as uncharacterized. NCBI's taxonomy places the organism in Eukaryota, Fungi, Ascomycota, Eurotiomycetes, Eurotiales, Aspergillaceae. Bases 1 to 498 code for a protein of 165 amino acids. The transcript has a single exon. The record is from RefSeq and is a predicted model, not a curated record.